Messenger RNA from Chlorella variabilis, 2748 nucleotides. RefSeq lists its product as hypothetical. The coding region runs from base 1 to 2748 and encodes 915 amino acids. The transcript is spliced from 10 exons. Gene Ontology annotation, biological process: axoneme assembly. Gene Ontology annotation, cellular component: cytoplasm. Lineage: Eukaryota; Viridiplantae; Chlorophyta; Trebouxiophyceae; Chlorellales; Chlorellaceae. The record is from RefSeq and is a predicted model, not a curated record.
AUGCAGCAGGCGCCCCCAGAUCCGGGCGUCUCGCCGCCAGCCGAGCCAGCCAUGGCGCCGGCGGCAGCCGACCCGCCGCGCCCAGCGACCGCACCAGGCGAGCCCCCACCGGCAGAGGCGCCACCAGUGCAGGAGGAGCCAGAUGUGGCCGCCCUGCCCCCAGACCACCCGCUGCUGCGCCGCGCCCAGGAGGCGCUGCACCGCCAGCUAUCGGAGCAGAAGCUGCGGCUCCAGGAGGAGCUGCGGGAGCGCAGGAAGGCGCUCAAGGAUGCCAAGCAGCGGCGGGAGGAUGUGGGUGUGGAGCUCUACGGCUUCCAGCAGCACCUGGCCAAGCUGCAGCUGUCACUGGAGGCGGCGGGCGACCAGCACGGCACCGCGGCGGCGGCACGCGCCGAGGCAGACGCCCUGCGCGACGCCCUGCGCGCCCAGGUGGCAGAGGAGGAGGCCACGGCUGCGGCGCGCAAGGCCCAAGUGGGGGCGCUGCAGCGGGAGCUGGAUCGGCUGGCAGCCAGCCUGCGUGCCAUCCAGGCGCACAAUGAUGCCGUGGCGAGCGAGGUGGCGGCGGCCAAACGUGCCACGUAUGCCACAGAGGGCGCGGUGCAGGCUCUGGAGGCCCAAAAGCGGGAACAGGACUUUCUGAUAGACUCCAUGCAGCACCAGCUGCGGCGGCUGGGCCGCCAGGCCGCGCUGGCCGGCGAGGCGCUGGGCGUGCAGCGCGGCGAGACGGCUGCUGCACGCCAGUUCACGGCGCAGGCGCUGGCCGACAUGGAGGAGGUGGCGUUUGAGAAGAAGCAGCUGUUGGGGCAGUGGCGGGCCAGCCUGGUGGCUAUGAAGAAGCGGGACGCUUCCCUAGAGACUCUCCAGGACUCUCUGCGGCAGCAGCAGGAGCAGCAGGCGUCGGCGGCCAACGAGGCGGAGGGGUACCGCCGCCAGCUGGCGCAGCAGCGGCAGCGCAACGAGCAGGCGGGCGAAGUGGUGGCACGGCUGGCCGCGCAGGCGGAGCGGCUGGCAGCGCAGGUGGAGCGUGUGCGGCGGCGGCACGCAGAGCUGCAGGAGAGCCACGUCAGCCUGCAGCAGCAGCUGGCGGAGCGGCAGCAUGCCCUCGAGGCGGCAGCAGCAGAGGCCGCCAAGCUAGCUGCCCAAAAGGCGGCGCUGGAGCGGCAGCAGGCCAAGCUGGGGCAGGAGGCGGCUGCGGCCGAGCAGGCUGCGCUUGAGCGGCUGGGGGAGCAGACGUUUGCCGAGAAGGGGGCGGCGGCUGUGCUGCGGGACAUCCAGGCGGCCCGGGCGGCGGUGCAGGAGAAGGAGGCGGCUGCCGAGCAGCUGCGCGGCGUGCUGGAGCGGCUGGAGCGCGAGACAGCAGGCACCCAGGCCAGCAGCGAGCGCGUGGCGGCGGUGCUGGCAGGCCUGGAGGGCGUGCUGGCGGACAAGGCGGCGGGUGUGGCGGCGCUCGAGGCGGAGAUGGCGGCGGGGCAUGCCGACGUGGAGGGCAAGACGCGGCAGCUGGAGGCGCUGAACCGCCGCUACCAGCGCCAGGUGGACAACGCCAAGGAUGUGGAGACGGGUCCGCUGGAGGCCACGAUUGCCAACCUGCAGCGCGAGAUAGCGGCCAAGGAGGAGGCGGGCCGCGACCUGCAGCGGCGCUGGAUCGCGGUGCAGGGGCAGCUGGUGGCGGCGCAGGCCGACAACGCGGAGCUGGCAGAGGCGGUGGCGGGCAUGCGGGCGCAGCAGGCGGUGAUGCAGCAGAAGCGGGCGCGCUUGGACGCACAGCUGGAGGCGCAGCAGCGCGAGGCUCGUGAUCUGUCCAAGGCCCUGGCCGCCCUGCGCUCCGAGACGGGGCGCCUCAACGGGCUGCUGGCGGCGGCGGCGGGGCAGCGCAGCGCUCUGCACGAGGACAAUGUGGUGCUGGAGGGGAAGCUGGGCGGGGAGCUCAAGGCGCUGGAGGGGCGCUGGGUGGCCCUCAACGCGUCGGUGGAGGAGCUGCGGGGCGAGCGCGCCGAGGCGCUGGCGGCGGUGGUGGAGGCGGAGCGGGAGGUGAUGGUGUGGGAGCGGCGGGUGCAGCUGGAGAAGGAGAUGAGGGAGGCGGUGGACCCGGCCUACGGCAACGAGCAGCUGGCGGCGGCGCGCAAGGAGGUGGCGCGCCUGUCGCACGCCGCCGCGGCGCUGGCCCGGUCGCGGCAGGCGCUGGUGGGGGAGCUGGCGGUGGAGAAGCGGGAGGCGAUUGGCACCAAGGCCCGCGUGUCACAGAGCCAGAAGAUCAGGGACAUGACGGCGGCGCAGGCGCGGCGGCAGGCGGAUGACCUGGCGCGGGCGGCGGCGCGGGCGGAGCGCGAGGCGCGCGCCGCGCAGGGCCGGCUGGAGGAGCUGGGGUUGGGGUUUGAGGCGGUGCAGGCGGCGGCGGAGGCUGCCGGGCAGCAGUGCCGGGCGCUGCAGGAGCAGCAGGCGGGGGUGCAGGUGGAGUUGGAGGUGCUGGGCAGGGAGAGGCACAAGGCGCUGGUGGCCACCUCACUGAAGCAGCGGGAGGCGAAGCGGUACGAGGAGGCGCUGGCGGGGCGGUACAAGCCUGCGCUGCCGGCGGCGGCCUCCCAGGGCGAGGAGGCGGCAGCGGCGGCUCUUGCUGCGGAGAUGGAGCGUGCGCAGCGCAAGCAGGAGCUGCUGCGUGCGGCGGUGGAGGGGCUGGCGGCCGCAGAGGCGGCGGCGGGGCCUCAGCUGGAGCGAGCGCUAGCCCAUGUGGCUGCGCUGUCGGACUGA